AUGACCAAAUGGAGAGUGUCACAAGGGACGGUGUACAAUAUCAAGCGAAAUGCGGAAAAGAUCAGGAUGCAGUGUGCUCAGAAGAAGUCUCAUAAAAGCAAGCGCUUCAGAACGCCGAAGUUUCAAGGUAUCGAGCGGGACCUAUUCAAGGCUUUUGAGGAUGCCAGGCUUGACCACCCAGACCUCCCUAUUUCGGGCCUGUGGUUGAAAGAAAAGGCAAUCUCAGCCGAGAAUGGGGAUUCCGAUUUCAAAGCCUCAAAUUCGUGGCUAGAUGGCUCCAAAGCGCGCUUCAAGCUUUCGAAUCAGAGAAUUUGUGGCGAAGCUUCCAAGGUUGACCAAGAGGAAAUCGAUCGCUGGAUGAACGAGAACGAAAGGACUCUGAAUGAAUAUUCGAUCAAGAACAUAUUCAACGCCGAUGAGACUGGCUUCUUUUAUAAGAUGUUGCCGAAUCG
Molecule: messenger RNA, 452 nt
Organism: Galendromus occidentalis (western predatory mite)
Lineage: Eukaryota; Metazoa; Arthropoda; Arachnida; Mesostigmata; Phytoseiidae
Product: tigger transposable element-derived protein 4-like
Exons: 1
Cellular component (GO): nucleus
Molecular function (GO): DNA binding
Source: RefSeq, a predicted model, not a curated record